CGGCAUUUCAUAUCUUGUAGUUCAGUCACUGCACGCGCGUCAAGCACGAAUGGUGAAAUGGUGGCGUGAUAGAAGGCGGCAGGCGGAGCUGCAGUAUCAGGGACGUGCUUGUGACAGGCAGGGCACACCGACGGGACUUUGCAAAUGAAACACCAUUUGUAUGGCUACCCAGUGCUAAUAGGAUAACAAGAUGAAGAAAAUGAGCUCCAUCAUGGCUUAACAAGUUUACAAAAAUGGAAUCUCAAACACCUAUGGAGGAUAUGGAUACAGGGCAGCAGUCUGCCGGAAAACACCAGCCGCAACUCUCCGAGAUCUAUUUGUUACCUGCUGAAGUAGUAAGACCUGGAUGUGGCAAUGAAAAAAACAUUACUGUAAAUAGAACAACUAAGGAAAGACAUUCUUACCAAUUUUCCGAUACGCCAUCUUCCAAUAAACAGUCAACUAUGGCACCACAGGACAAUCCAUCCGAUGCUCCAGACCAGGAUAAAUUAGAUGGGACUUUGUGUUUGAGUGGGCAGCUUGGCACUGAAACGAAGAUUCGCUUAAACUCGGAACCUACCCAAAGAUGUGAGCAACAAGAAACCAAAAAGAUUGCGCAUGUUGACCUUUCAGGUCAUGGUGUGAAAAAUGAUGACAAUUCGUUGUCGGAAAGUGAUGUAGAGACUUUCACUGGAAAGAUUUUGUAUAACCCGGAUGGAUCUGCCUAUAUUAUAGAAGGAGACUCGGAAGUCAGCGAUGAAGAAUGCAGUCUGGAUCUACCUCAACGACAAGACGGUAUUGUUGAUGGACGGGUGGCGACACCUACGCAGUAUAGGGGUUUUCCUGAAAUCAUAAAUGCCUUUCACAUCUGUAGAAAUUCUAAUUUGCUUAGCGCCCUAUAUGGGCAAACACACAACCUCCAUCAACAGAAUAAAAAAGUUCCUGAGAUACCUAUGGUACACAGUUAUAAAGUGUUUAACGUGCGUGAAAAGAGUCCCAGUUUUGAUAAUAAAGACUUCGUAAAAACUGACAUUGGUGGACCUAAACUAAGGGCCAACAAUGAGGACAGACAUAAAAUAUCCUGUGAGUAUUCUUCUGUCCCAAUUAAACCUAUUCUUAUGUGUUUCAUGUGUAAAUUAUCUUUCGGUUAUGCCAAAUCAUUUGUUGCUCAUGCUGUCAGAGAGCACGGUAUACAUCUUCUGGAAGAAGAAAACUAUAUAUUAUCACAAAUAAAUGUUUCAGCCAUUAUUCAAGGCGUUGGGAAAGACAAAAUCCCACUUCUUUCAUUCCUAAAACCAGCUUCUAACGCCUCCGCUCAGGUUCGUGAAAAUGAUCUAUUAUCUCGAAGUGUCCAGAGUUUUUGUGAUUCCUCUGCACACUUAGAUGCUAACAAACAUCCAUUUAACUACACCAGUGCUGUAGUCGUUAGUAGUGUUUCACCAUCCACAAGUACAGUUGCUGCAACGACAUCAUUGUCCUGUUUGAACCCAGCUCCAUCAAUUCGGGAUAUCAAACAGUCUUUUGUUGAGCACGAGAAGGAAAAUGUUGUUCAAGGUACUGUCGGUCGUGAUAACGCAACAAUAGAAUCUAUUGCUCCGGAAUUAGAAGACUUGGCUAACAUUGAGAAAUUAGCCAAAGCAGCAGCUGCUGCAGCUGAGGCGACUUCAUCGGAGUCAUCUGGUGAAUGCAAACAGAAUCUUACUAAUAACUUAAUGCCAAAAAGUACCGAAGCUCAGAAUCAAGAUGGACCAAUGACAGCCUCUGUAUCUUCGGCCUUAGAAAGAAGAACUCUUUCACUAGAGGGACCAACAAGUUAUGGAAGCAGUUCUCCAGAAUCUUCUGUGUCUCCAAAGACUUCAAUGUCUCCAGAUUUGCUCACGUUAAGUAACCAUUCUUUAGCGUCCUCAACAAAUGCUUUAUAUACUAUUUGUCCACAGCACUUAGAUAACAGACAUCCUGACUGUUCAAAGUGUGACAUGGUUUUAGGUUCCUCUUCUUCUUUAGGUAGUCAUAUGGAAAUGAUACACUCUAGAAACUCUUGUAAAACUUUAAAGUGUCCGAAAUGCAACUGGCAUUACAAAUAUCAAGAAACGCUAGAGAUACAUAUGAAAGAGAAACACUCGGAGAACGAAACUUCGUGUGUUUAUUGUAUAACCAAUCAGCGACAUCCGAAACUGUCACGUGGUGAGACUUACACUUGUGGAUACAAACCAUAUAGAUGUCAAAUUUGCAAUUAUUCUACCGUUACUAAAGGUAACUUGAGUAUUCACAUGCACUCAGACAAACACCUCAAUAAUCUCAAAGAGCUUCGAAGUGGAAACUUGACUACUAAACAUGUUCUUCCCUCUCAAAACGUAACCAUCACAACUGCUCCAGAACCGCCGAAAAAGGGGUUACCAUUAACCAAACCAAAGGCUACAUGGCGCUGUGAUAUUUGUAACUACGAAACUAACGUGGCUCGAAAUCUUCGGAUUCAUAUGACGAGCGAAAAACACACACAUAACAUGAUGGUUGUACAGCAGAAUGUCAAACAUAUGCAACAGUUGACAGCACUUCACCAUUCUCAAGUGAUGGACCCGAUGUUUGGACAGUUCCAUUCUGGUUUAUUAUUCCCUCCAGACGCUCAGCUCCAGCCUGAAGCAGCUUUGGCAGACUUGUAUUACAAUCAAGCACUUAUGAUGAUAGCAAACCAACAGCAGCAGCAGCAACAACAACAACAAAUGGUAAUGGUAGGCCCUAAUCCUGUUGUAAACAAUUCUUCUCAACCUUCUUCUUUAUAUUUUCCUUAUACAUCUACCAUAGAUAUGGAACAAGGCGACCCAACUUUGAACCCAGAUGUUUCUGAGGGUGAUUCCGCUCUGUUCUUCUGUUGUGUGUGUAGCUGUUUCUCAACAAACAGCGUUGAAUCCUUGAAUGAGCACUUUCAAGUUGAUCGGACAGAAGAACGAGAAGAUAAUACUAUGACGAUGGUUGGAGGAAAUUACAUAUGUAAACUGUGCGCCUAUAAAACUAAUCUGAAAGCCAAUUUCCAGCUUCACUGCAAAACCGAUAAGCACUACCAAGGGCUUCAACAUAUUAACCACAUUAAAGAAGGAGGGCCGAGGAACGAGUGGAAAUUGAAGUAUGCGAAGACCAGCAACGCUGUCCAGGUGCGAUGCAACGUUUGUGACUGCUACACCAACAGCAUACACGAACUACAAUUACAUACUUCAAAUCCCAGACAUGAGAUCAGUGCUAAGCUUUUCUUGUACUUGCAGUUCAGUGAAAACGGUCUCGAUGCUGAUGCAACAUUUUACCACUGUGCACUGUGCAAAUUUUCGGCAAACGCCAAAGUUAAACUUGUUCAACACGUUCACUCACUAGAGCAUCUGAGGAAUGAAAAUCUUCGCCAGAUGCAGAAAAAACUAGAAGGUCAAGAGUCGGAAGAUGACUUUCGAGAGAUAUACACAGUGAAGAGUUGCAGAGGACUGGAAAAAGAAGCAAAGGACUCCCAAACUACUCAGCCACAAAUAGACUCGAUAGGAAGUAAAGCCCAUGAGGAUAAGUCAGCUCAACCACAAACAGACUUGGUAGGAAGUAAAGCCCACGAGGAUAAGGGCACAAAGAGUGACGGCCCAAGUGAGGAGUCUAAGCUAAAACAAGCCCUUACAGAUCGUCUUAAGAAUGGAGGACUGCCAGAAAAAGAUCCAGAUCACGUGUUUACCUGUCCUUUGUGUGAUUACACUAACGUCAGUGAGGUUCUCAUUCACAUGCAUGUAGUAGCACAACAUUCACAGAAACAAAACCUGCAGUGUCCACUGUGCCAAGAAUGUCUUGACGAGUUGCCCAAAUUGGAGAAGCACUUGAUGGAAUCUCAUAAAGUCAGUCGUGAGGGUGUGGACAGAUUGUUGAUGAUCGUGGAUAAGACAAAUUUAGAGAGUACUAACUCCAAACCUAAAGAUCAACAGAAAGAGGAAGAGGUUGUGAAUAAUUCUAAUACUAACGUCAAAAAUGACAAUGGGAACUGGGAAAACGCUAACAAUGAUGAUGAGGCUGUAGACGAUUUAGAAUGUCCUGUUUGUUUAAAGCUGUUCAACAACAUAGACGAGCUUUUUGUUCACCAGAAUGAAAAGAGUCACAUAGAAGUAAAGGAAACUCCAUGUGGUCCGGGAUAUAUAUGCUGGAAGAAAGGAUGUAACCAAUUUUUUCGAGUAUCCCAGGCUCUUCAAAUGCAUUUUAAGGAAGUACACGUAAAGAAACUUCAACUAGCUUUAUCAGACCGCCAUGUCUAUAAGUUCAGGUGUAACCAGUGCAGCUUAGCAUUUAAAACUCUGGAAAAACUGAAACUGCAUUCACAAUAUCACUUAAUUCGUGCAGCAUCGCAGUGUGUCCUGUGUGGUAGGAGUUUUCGAUCAGUGUCUGCACUCCAGAAACACGUGGAAUCAUCUCAUACUAGCAUGACUAAAGAAGAAAUUCAACAGUAUGAGGCCAGCUUGGUGAAUAAUCCUUUAUUAUCAAGUUCGGGACAUCGUAUUUUGAACCCUCACACUACAGAACUGUUGAAAAAAGAAAGCAACAGAGAUAGUGCUGAAGAGGCUGAAGUGAAAACCACUUCUGACCCCCCAGAACAAACGAAUCUAACUUCAGCAAGCUUUAAAUCUAGCCCUGAGGAAUCCAAAAUGCAAAGUGGACAUUUUGGUGACUGCAGUUCGAAAGAACAAGUGACUUUCGAGGAUUAUUUAAACAACCAGGUAAUGGCAGAAAAUAGUUAUAAUGACCCCAAUAGAAAGUAUAAGUGUCAUAGAUGUAAGGUUGCCUUUACAAAGCAAAGUUACCUUACCAACCAUAACAAAACCCUGCUUCACAAAAAAGGCGAGAAGAUGAGCUACCCUGUGGAUAAAUACCUGGACCCUAAUAGACCAUAUAAGUGCGAAGUGUGUAAAGAAUCUUUUACCCAGAAGAAUAUACUCUUUGUACAUUUCAAUUCUGUCUCCCAUCUGCACAAAUUGAAGCAAAGUAUGAAAGAUAGCAGCACUGUUUUCACCACGUUAACACCUCAUAACUUAACCAAGCCUGUGACAUCUAAUACAAACAGUAGUAGAUGCCAGAGUCCCGUCACCGCUAGCAGCGAAUCUGAAAAAAAGCUCUAUAAGUGUAACAUAUGUAAGGUUUCUUAUAAUCAGAGCUCAACCCUUGACAUACACAUACGAUCUGUUUUACAUCAAACCAAAGCAUCAAAACUGCACGAGUUAGCUAUGACAGGAGAAGUCGAUUUAAACCUUCCUUUAAUUGAAAAACCAGAGCUAAGUCAGUCCCAAGAGGACCAAAAGAAAGCUGAACCUGGAACUUCUCGAGCCACUAAGAUAAGUGCAGAUGUAACAACGUCCUUAGCCCAACCUCCGCUUUCUAUUGACUUCGAUCCUUUUCCUCAAACCUCUGUGCCAUCUACUGGCACACCUUUAAGUCCUAAUGUUUCACCGAGGUUUCCUUUUCAUGUUUCUCAUGCUCAUCCUACAGUGACACAGGCUCUUGGUUGGACCUCUGAUUUUGCAGAAACUUCAGGUCUUGUUCAUCCCCAGAUGUCAUCACAGACGCAUUAUCCCUGUCCACGUUGUAGUGUAUCAUUACCCACGCAUGAUGCAUUACUUCAACAUCAGAAGAUUUGCGGUUUUCUACAUCAGCCUGCAUCUUCUUUGUUUAGCUGUAACAACGUUCCAAUAACAACUAGCCAAAAUUCCCUUGAAAUUUCUGGUCUGACUCAGACAUCAUCCGUUUCCUCAUUGGUCCAACCCAAAGAUAUGGUCUCAGAUGCUCCGUUAAAAGAAACUAUCACUAAGUCAGAAAAGCUAAGUUCUCAAAACGUUUGUAACCAAGAACGAUAUGACACUACUCUUGAGUUAUCAAAAUCUAAGGAGCAAGUAACAUCUCAAAUGCUCAUGGCAAAAUGCCCGUAUCCUCGGUCAAAAUCACUGAUGUAUAAACACUUGCUAGAAAGCUGUGGCUUUGAAAUCGUCAUGCAGUUCAAUGAGUUCAACCAACGUAAAACUAGAACUGAUACUGACGGAGAAAACAUAACCAGUAAAGAUACUGCAAAAACAAAAUCUGGUACGACACCUGACGAAGAAAUUCAAAGCUGUUAUGAAAAGCCAAAAAACAAGUACUUGCCUGAAAUUAACAAGUCGGUAUGUAACAUUUGUUCCAAAGAGUUUUCCAGUAUCUGGGUUUUGAAAGCACAUAGAGAAGAAUACCACAAAGAAGUCGUACCAUUUAGUCUACUGGAGCAUGUUUCUCAAGAAUUCAGAAUAUACUAUGAUAAAAAAAAUCAUGCAUUAAACCUACCCCAACAAGAUGACCUGACAAGCAAUUCGGACACAGCUCCAACACCUAUUUCAACUCCUGACUAUAGCAUAUACAACCCAAAUAUUACGAAUGGGACAGCACAUCCUGGUAUAAGUUUUCCACCAGUAUCUCCCAUUAUACCUCAUUCAAGUCAGCAAGGAGGAGAUCCUGUCAACUUUGCUGCAAAUCAAAUGGCUGCCCAGUUACAGUUUCAACACCUACUUAUGAGCAUGGGUUUAGGAAUGAACGUACCAAUGGGUUUAGGAAUGCCAUUUGCAAAUAACAUCCAUCCAUCACUAGUUCCUAUGAUGUUUCCUCCUCCUGUUGAAUCGCUGAUGGCGUCAUCAUUCAAUCAUCCAUUAAUGGGGAGUGGAUUCGAUUCGACUGCUUUUAAUGCUCAGCAAAAAGUUCUUCAAGAACAACAACAGCAGCAGUUACAAGCACAACAACAAAAACGUGCAAGGACACGAAUAAAUGACGACCAACUCAGGAUCUUGAAAACAUACUUCAAUAUAAAUAAUUCCCCAUCGGAAGAACAGUUGAAAGAAAUGUCUUUAAAAUCUGGACUUCCUUUGAAAGUAAUCAAACACUGGUUUCGAAAUACUUUAUUUAAAGAACGCCAACGGAACAAGGAUUCUCCUUACAAUUUUAGUAAUCCACCAUCUACAUUUCUUAAUCUUGAGGAAUAUGAAAAAACUGGAGAGGCUAAAUCAAUAAUAGCUCAAGAAAACAAUCAAGAAUAUAAUAAAGAUAAUGAGACUAAAGAAAGCGUUGCUAAAGAAAAAGCAAAACAUAAAGUAAGAGAACGAGAACUAGAGAAUGGGAUGAACGAACCGAAACAAUCGAGUGAUAUGAAACCAUAUUCUGUAGAUUCUUUGCCAGCAACUCCAGUGUCUUCAGAAUCGAAUGAUAAGACAUUCGACGCAACGGGGUCAGUGUGUGAUGCGAUUUUACAAAGCACUCCCAUAAAGAUAACAGAGUCAAGCACAGAAGCCAGCAAUUCAUCUGAGCGAUGUGACUUUCAACCGGAAAAUACUAAUUUUAAAGAUUUACUUCUUUGUUCUGCAGACAAGACAGCCUCGUCAAGUUUAAUUGCAACUUCUCCUGGAGUUAUUACUGCAGCCACAUUAGAUAAUCAGAAACAAAACUCUCAAGCUCCUUCCUCCAGUCGAUGUUCAGGGUCAGGUAAACGUGCAAACAGAACUCGAUUUACUGAUUACCAAAUUAAGGUACUUCAGGAAUUUUUUGAGACCAACCCUUAUCCAAAAGAUGACAGUCUGGAAUAUCUCUCCAAAUUAUUAAACUUAAGUCCAAGAGUCGUAGUAGUAUGGUUUCAAAAUGCCAGACAAAAAGCUAGAAAAGUUUACGAAAAUCAGGCCCCUGUUCCAUCAGACGAAGACACAAAUGGACGUUUCCAACGGACACCAGGUUUAAAUUAUCAAUGUAAGAAGUGUUUACAAGUUUUUCAGCGUUAUUAUGAACUUAUUAAACAUCAAAAAGGGUCAUGUUUUAAAGAUGAAAACCCAUUAGUAUCUCAAAAUAAUAAAACCAGUACGUCUUUGUAUGAAAGUCCUGUUAAUCGUUCAGUUUCUGGGUCAGUUCAAAGUGUUCCUGUAGCACAAGAUACCAGAAAGAUGAACCAGAACAGUACUUAUCAAUGCGACAAGUGCGGUCUUAAAUUUUCCAGAUUUGAUCUGUGGAGAGAGCAUCAGAUAGUUCAUAUCAUGAAUCCAACCCUUUUUCCAAAUUAUCCAAAUAAAUCUGAAAUACUUCACCUAGACAAACAACACACUCUGAUGAAGAGGAAGUUUCCUGACAAUAACGACUCCAAAGAAGAACCCAAAGACAAGAGACUGAGAACCACCAUUCUACCUGAACAACUAGAUUAUUUGUACCAGAAAUACCAAAUAGAGAGUAAUCCUAGCCGGAAGAUGCUAGAAAACAUAGCUCGCGAGGUCUGUCUGCGGAAGAGAGUUGUUCAAGUUUGGUUUCAGAACACUCGUGCAAGGGAAAGAAAAGGUCAUUUUCGAGCCCAUCAACAGGUCAUUCAUAAGAGGUGUCCAUUCUGUAGAGCCUUGUUUAAAGCAAGGUCAGCUCUUGAAUCGCAUUUGGCUACAAAACACGCUGACCAGUACACAAAAGGCGACAUACAAAUAGAUACUUUACCAGAUGGUGAAACUGAUACAGAUGGUGCAAACAGUGCUGGAGAAGAAUCAAAAGAAAGCGUAACAGGUUUUCAAGAAAUAUCCUUUUCAAACCCAUCCAUGAUGUCCUCUGGUCUAUCUUGUUUAUCUAUGGAUAUCAUGCAAAAUAUGACCAAUAAGAAGCAUGGAGAUUCUUUAUUAAAUUAUUUGGAUGAAUUCAGAACUUCGUCUAACUAUAAAACAGAGUUAUUUGGAGUUAAUUCAAAGGAGAAAGAACAGCAAAAAAUAAAUAUACCAGAAGCAGGAGAGUGUCCUUUAGAUUUAAGUAUACCUCCCAAGUUAAGCAUGAAAUCGCAGAAGUUAAUUGAUAGUAUACAAACAAACCUCAAUGAUAAGAGUGGCGACGACUCUUCGUCUAAAUUAAUAAUUUCAGAGGAUGCAGUGUCGGAAACUCUCUCUGAAUCUACUGAUAGAGAAGAAGAUAUCUCGCACAGUGGAAGUCAGAACUCUUCCAUUACUCAGAACCAAGUAACCCCUCCAAGCAUUACGAGAAAAAGGGUUAGAACCCAACUAACUGCUGUACAAGUUAAAAUAAUGAAAUCAAUUUUUGCCGAUUAUAAAACUCCUUCGAUCACAGAGUGUGAAUUUCUAGGUCAUGAGAUUGGUCUACCAAAACGGGUUAUACAAGUGUGGUUCCAAAAUGCACGUGCUAAAGAGAAGAAAUCGAGUGUUGCUUAUGCAAAUGCACGUGAGUUGGAUGUGUGUCAACCAUCAAAGGAGUGUAAGAUCUGUAAGACUACGUACAACAUCAAUUACUCAAAUACAACCACUCAGGAUCACCUUUUCUCAAAAAACCACAUUGAGAAAUUGAAACUCCAGAUAGAAAAUAACAAAAAACACAAAGAACUGUUGCAAAGCUCUAACUUACCGCGUGAUCUUCCAGUACUGGGAAAUGGAACUUCUCAAAGAAACCCAAUAGAAGCAAAACAGCCACAACGAGACUUAGUAACAUCGGGUAAGGUGAAAUCAAUCCAAUCAAGUUUCAUGCAGCAGCUUCAAACGACGGGACAGCAACAGAUGGCGACACUUGGGACGUCUAGUCUGGAUCAAACGACGGGACUGCAACAGAUAGCGGCACUUGGGACGUCUAGUCUGGGUCAAACAACGGGACUGCAACAGAUAGCGGCACUUGGGACGUCUAGUCUGGAGAAGUCACUUUUACCUGGAGAACGGCUUCAGUCUUCUGAAGAAAUUGAAGCGGUCACUUCAAAACCGGAAGGGUCAAGCAGCUCACCAUCAGCCAAUACUUCAAGGACUUUAGACUUUCCCUCAGUUACACCUGUUGCUUCCAUGCCAUCAACACCAAAUACAGCCGCUACAAGCCAGUCAACAUCUUUUUCUACGGAAGGAACUGCGGGUUUUUUUCCAUAUAUGUUCAGCAGCGUUCCCGCCAGCUACUACUCUGGAACGACUGUUUCACCGAACAUGUACAAUACAGGUAGGAAAACACGUGAGAAUGACUGCUUCUAGAGGAUUUUAGUUUCUUGGUCAUUAAAUGUGUGCCUUGUUUUUUAAGAGCAUCAUUCAGUUGCUUCUGCCAUAAUGUCAUUGAUGAACAUAAUACAUAAAAUCUUCCCACGACCGACCAGGUAAAUAAGUUCCUGUGUAUGUUUAGUGAAUGUAGAAAUGACCAAUAGUCUGACCAAGUCGAUUUUAAGCAGUUCCUAACGUUUUAAUUGUCAUAAUAUUUACCAUUACUUUUUUUGCCAAGUACAUAAGAACCUGUUUUUCAAAUAAGUUAUCGUGUUGUAAAAUAUGUUACUAGGCUGGUGAUGCUAACGCGAAAAUAUUACAUGUAAAUAUAUAUAUAUACAUACAUACCCCAAUUUAUAGUAUAUAUAGAUAUAUAUAUAUGUAGCUAGAAAAAGAGAAGAAAAUAUCAAUGAAAAAUAGAGGUCGCUGUAUUUGCAUACCUUUUUACGAGAUCAUUUUACAAUAUAAUGAUUCACUUUAUUUGUAAUAGACACAGUGUGGUAAACUUACAAUAUUUUACAACAAAUUUUUAUUUUCUUUAAAUAAAAAUACUUUCUUUUAAUUUUAAGUGUUGUUGAUAUUAAAGCAGCCAUUUUUAAUAUUUAUUAUUAACUUUUAAUUCGGACUUUUUGUCAUCAUAAAAAUUUCUCUUAUCUUGUUGAACAGUCACUUUUGAUUGGUGUAGAACAACGGAUGAAAUGUUGUUACUUGUUUACAUCUUAAGAAUUCCAUGUAUCGCCCUUGAUUAACCUGUAAUAUUUACAAACGCAGAGAGUCGAAUUUAUUAUGUAUGAGUAUUUAAUACACUAAUUUUUAAAAUAUGCGUUAAUGUCGAAAUGCAGAAGAUUUUACGUUGAACGGUAAUAUAAUGAUUUCCAACAGAAUGAUCGUAACGUAUACUGUUUACUGAUAUUGAAAAGUCAGGAAAUAUAAAACCCUAAAUGAGAAGUGAAAUCGUAAUGCAACACAAAAAGCUUGUAUUCACUAGGUUUCUUCUUGGGCACAAUAAUGGUCACUCUGAUCACCACAGUUUCAUAAGUAUCUUUAGAUUCUCACCACAGAAAAUCCUUUUUAACUUGCAUCAAUGUACUUGUAGGUAAUUUGAAAGAAUGGCUAGCUAGUGCUAUGUUUUGUGUAAAGUUGUGUUUUCAAGAAUUCUGGCACGAUCAACUUUUUUUUUUCUGUCACAGAAUAUUUUGUAACCUGAGUGGACCCAGAUUAUAUUAUGAAGUAUCACAAUAUUGUAUUAUAUUUCACUGCACGGUUUCAUUUUGUUUUUUACUGAUUUGCUUGUUAGUCAUGGCAUGUUAAUCACAAAUAUUCGAGUUGAAUUUUAUUUUUAAAUGUCUCUUUUUUUUUUCUUUCCUGUUAUGCUACUAAAAUUAUAAUUUACUUUGUAAUUCUAGAAUGUUCUCUUGUUUCUUGUUCGGUUGAUGGUAUUUGUAUGUAACUAAAGUAACAUACACACCUGUACAUACCCAGAUUUGUCGGCUGAAUAUAAAAUAAAUGUUGUUGUUUUUUUUUACAGAA
Molecule: messenger RNA, 11504 nt
Organism: Limulus polyphemus (Atlantic horseshoe crab)
Lineage: Eukaryota; Metazoa; Arthropoda; Merostomata; Xiphosura; Limulidae
Product: zinc finger homeobox protein 3-like
Exons: 3
Coding region: 234-9971 (3245 amino acids)
Biological process (GO): regulation of transcription by RNA polymerase II
Cellular component (GO): nucleus
Molecular function (GO): zinc ion binding; DNA-binding transcription factor activity, RNA polymerase II-specific; RNA polymerase II cis-regulatory region sequence-specific DNA binding
Source: RefSeq, a predicted model, not a curated record